Messenger RNA from Danaus plexippus (monarch butterfly), 2549 nucleotides. RefSeq names its product disintegrin and metalloproteinase domain-containing protein 10-like. The coding region runs from base 357 to 2438 and encodes 693 amino acids. Gene Ontology annotation, molecular function: metalloendopeptidase activity. Gene Ontology annotation, cellular component: plasma membrane. Gene Ontology annotation, biological process: membrane protein ectodomain proteolysis; Notch signaling pathway. The record is from RefSeq and is a predicted model, not a curated record. NCBI's taxonomy places the organism in Eukaryota, Metazoa, Arthropoda, Insecta, Lepidoptera, Nymphalidae. The transcript is spliced from 15 exons.
UUGGGAUGUCCCACACAUGGAAAUGGGAACUAUAGAAUGGGACUGGACGUUUUAUGAAUGAGCGAACGAAUACUCAAUUCAUUCAUUUCCUAUUAUGCAUUGUUUUACACGCAGGUGAUAUAACUUACACCGUUCUCAUACAGCUUAACUGUAUAGGAAUUUAAAUAUUGCAAAUAGUUAAGGCCUCUCGUGUAUAAAUUUUGAAGAAUUUAAGUCCUCUUGAAUGUCCACGCGUGUGGAUAAGGCUUUAUUAUUAUAAUUCUUCUAUGUAGAAUAUCAAAUCAAAUUUGAAAGCUCAAAGGUUACGAAAUGUCAUAGUGACAUAGCAACGAUACGAUAAAAUUAUAAAUUGGGUCAUGUUUUGGCUUUUUAUUUUCUUUACAUCCGUAAGAGGCUGGGACUUCCAGGACCAAUUGGAGAGAGCCGACAGCAUAUGCAGGUCCUACGGUUACCAGGUUGUAGAAGGGAUAUUCGGCAAGGAAACUUAUCUGUUAUGUCUCAAGACUCUUGCUAUUGGUACCUCACCACUUAUGAGUCAACAGACAACAUUGCUGUUGGAUCCUGAUAUGGAUGAUAAACUAGUUCCCAAGUUUUCUCCGGUAUUAGCGGAUAUAGUAAUGUCGAGGGGGUUCCCCGUGGAUGAUCCGGCAGCCGGUUCAGCUGAGGGUUACGUAGGAGAGGACAAUCAUUUUUACGGAGUCUUGCAUCUAGGUAACCGAACAUUGCACGCCGAUCCGUAUGGUAAAGACGGUCCCGAUAAAUCGUUCGGGGUUCUCAUUAACGACAACAUGGCGGCACCUAAAAGACCACGCCGCGACCAUGCACAGGUCGGAGCCGGUUUCGACAAGCUCUCAUACUUCCCAUACCGCAUAGAAGACAGAGCCCCGGAAACCGGCAUCGCUAGAGCUCGUAUCUGCGAUCUGCUUCUGCUAGCUGAUAAGGAAUUCUACGAAAAGGACUCUAAUUCGAGUAUAAAUCACGUGGUGCAAAGGAUGAUGCAUGCCGUGGCCCAGGCUGAUAUUAUAUUUAGGAACUCUGAUUUCAACGAGGACGGCGUACCAGAUAACAUUGGUUUUGCAGUAAAGUAUAUAGUAAUUCUAACGUCUGAUGAGACGAACAACCGUGUCUUCGGUGAUCUGGUUAAAGACCGGUCUAUAGACGGGCGGAAUUAUCUCAUGCGGUUCGCGAGGCUCAGGAGACUGUCUGAAGUCUGCCUCGGGGUCGCCUUCUCUGGACAUGCCUUCCUCAACAGGACCUUGGGAUUGAGUUUCACGUCGUUGGGCGGAGGGCUAGGUGGCGCUGCGGGCGGUCUGUGUGACCGACGCGCCUACGGACGCUCCUUCAACACGCUCGCCCUCGCGCACGCCACCGGCGAGCGCGACCGAGUGCCCGAGAGGCUCGCGGCGCUCACACUGGCGCACGAGAUGGGUCAUAGUUUCGGAGCCCACCACGACGACAAUUUCCCAAACCCUGACUGCCGCGGUUAUCUGAUGGGGUCACAGUCAACCCCCACCAAACACUCGGAGUUCUCUGUCUGUAGUAAGAGACUCAUCACGGCUACCCUCAGCAGCAUGAGCUAUUGUCUCACGGAAGUGGACCAGCCGUAUUGUGGGAAUGGUAUAGUAGAGAUCGGUGAGGCUUGUGACUGCGGUCUACCCUCCGAAUGUAGUCAGAGGGACCCGUGCUGCACCCCGCGGGCCGGAGGAGCACUCGUGUAUGAAGAGGGGACCUUAUAUAAAGAGGGCUGCUCCGUAUCACCUGGAGUCAGUUGUCACCCCUCCCAGGGUCUCUGCUGUAACGCUAACUGCGAGUUCGCCAAUCUUACGAGCAGUGGAAUCGAGUGUCAUCACCAGCAUCACGAGUGUACGUGUGCGGAUUUAUCGUCCUGUGACUGUGGUGUGGGCGGGCGAUGUCUCCUGGACGGCACCUGUCACGCCGCAGACUGCGCCGGGCUCGGUUUAAAGGAGUGCAAGUGCCCCAAAUCCGGACCGGGCGGUACAUUAAAAAAAUAUAGAAAGUGCGGAGUGUGUUGCCAGUUCACAAAAUCCGGUGUAACGAAAUGUCAAGGCGUUGAGUUUGCGGCGAGGGAAUUGAUCGCCGAAUCAGCGCUGCCACCCUCGCUUUUGCCGAACAACACUUACAAAGGAUCCAAUAUGACAUUGAAAAUCUGCGCCAAAUCUAAAUGCGGGUAUAUGACGAUCCGGGCGUGGUCCCCGGGCGAGGCGUGCGUGUCCUUGAACACUGUGGGGAUCUGCUCGCCCAAAGGAAGCUGCAAGAUGCUGGGCGGGCCUCCCACGCCUAAUAUAUACCCAGAAAUUGCUAACAUAGAGACGAUGAGACGAACUGGCUGGUUGAAAAGUUUUGGUUCUAAAUUAGCAAGUUCAUCAAUUUCUGAACUUUUUAUUAGAUCAUUUUUUAUUUAUUAUUGUAUAUUAUAAAAUAUAUAUAAUCUGUUGUGAAAGUAAAAAUUUUGUUUAUGUAUAAUUAAAACGUAUUGAAAUAUUUUAUAACGUUCCUUAAGGGCAUGGAUACAAGUUAUUUAGAGCAGC